AACUUAAUUUAAAACUGAUGUUUACCUCGGCCAGGACAUAUCACUUAUUACAUUUGAUAUCACUAAUCACUCAAUGCUUGUGGUGGUGGCAAGAAAAUGUACGUUAUCUAAGCUUCCCUCUGAUUGGCUACUUUAGCUGUCAGGUUUGGCGGGUAAAUGUGUGUGUCUGGCGCGAGUUUGGCCCAACAUCCAACAGUUUUUUAGUAAAUUCGGUCUGGCUAGCUUCUAGAUUGUAUUUUUGUAUAAUUUUUUUUAACCAAAAAACAAAUUUGAGUGACUGCGCUCUAUCUAGAUAGUAAUAGCUAGCUAUAUUUGACAACUUGUUAUCAACUAUUACUACCAUGGCCUGUGAACAACGUUUGCGGGCUGCUCAGGGCACCCAGUUGCUGCCAAAUGUAGUUUCAACAGAGCAGCAGUCCUUGAUUGUUGUGAAGAAACUGCUGGCCAUUGCAGUCUCCAGCAUCACUUAUCUCAGGGGUCUUUUCCCAGAAAAAGCUUAUGGGAGAAAAUAUGUUGAAGAGCAGAAAGUUAUGAUCCUCAGGGAGGAGCGCACCUGCCCUGGUGCCAGUCAGAUUGUACAGUGGAUGCAUGGAUGCUUUGAUGCCCUUCAGAGAAAAUACUUGAGGACGGUCGUUAUGUCUAUAUACACAGACCCAGAGAAUCCAAAGAAGGUUACUGAAUGCUACCAGUUCAAAGUCCAAUACACUGAAAAGGGACCCAAAAUUGACUUUGAAAGCAAAAACAGCAAGAAUCUGGGAAAACUGGCUUGCAGCAGCACAAAAAAAUCCAGCAUCCUCCUGGUGCGUAAACUCUACACACUGAUGCAGAACCUGGGUCCUCUGCCAGACAAUGUCUGUCUUAACAUGAAACUCUCCUACUACGACGACGUCACUCCCCAGGACUACCAGCCCCCAGGCUUCAUGGAGGGGGACGGCGAUAGCAUGCAGUUUGAGAAGGAGCCCGUCAACCUGACCAUGGGCGAGGUGGUCACUCCCUUCCACACCCUGAAGGUGGACGUGACCACAGAGAGAGAAAGGCUGGAGCAGGUUGAUGACGAGCAGCCAAUCUGCGUGAGGGACAAGUGGGAGCUGAAGAUGGAGGAGGGGGGGACAGUGACCAAGAUCAGCAGUCAGCAGACCCGCAUGAUAAAAGUAAUGGAAAAUCCGGACAACGACAUUUACUUGGACAAUUCCGAGGUCCAGGUGAACUGCCAGGAGAAGAUGGAGGUGUGUGAAGAGAGCACAGAGAACUCUCAGAUGGACUCUUUGGGAAAGAGGACAUCUGACCUGGAAGUGGUCAUUAAGAGGACCAGGAGCGGACGCGUCACCAGGUCCACCCUGGAGAGAAAGGCUGAGACUGAGGUGCACAGUGUCAAGAAGAAGAAGCCCUCUCCCAUCGAAGACAAAAUGCAGAUAUCGCAGUUCGAGUUCCCCUGCAGUCAGGAUGUCCAGGCCUCUGUGCCGAAGAAACGUAAGUUCAGCGAACCCAAGGAACGCUACUGACCUCUCCACCUUACCUAUAAGAUACAUGUCAAGACUAGAACUAAUGUUCUAAUUUGGAUGGCCUCUAGGCCUUUUUAGUUGUUUUAAAGGAAAAGCUGUAGUGCCCAGCGCCAACACCACAAUAGUACCUCUGCAUUCUGUUGUUACAAUGGAAAGGAUACAGGAAAUGGUUCUUUCUAGUCCACCUUGUUUAUGUUUAUACUUUUGUUUCCAUUGUUGAGGUACAUGCUAGUGUGUGAUAUGGAGACUGGGAAAAAUGUAUUUUCUACAAUUGUAUAUUAGGGUCUGUGAAGUACGAAACUCACAGUUUUAUUUAUUUCAAAGGAUGACAUUUUCAUUGUGAGAAUGACUUAUUUUUGUCUUUUGAUUACCAUGAACGUUAUACUGUGCAAAAUUGUGUUUAUAUUUUAUAUUGUUAUAUAAAGUAUCAAUAUACAGUACCCUCCAGUUGUAAGUUAUUUGAUUAA
Messenger RNA from Oncorhynchus kisutch (coho salmon), 1969 nucleotides. RefSeq names its product HORMA domain containing 1 (gene hormad1). NCBI's taxonomy places the organism in Eukaryota, Metazoa, Chordata, Actinopteri, Salmoniformes, Salmonidae. The coding region runs from base 342 to 1502 and encodes 386 amino acids. The transcript is spliced from 16 exons. The record is from RefSeq and is a predicted model, not a curated record.